AUGGAUGAGGUUUUCUCACUGCACAUGGAAAAGCUCGACGUCUACGACGUGUUGCUCCUGGCUGGCAUUCUCUCGGUGAUAAUAUUAAUUUGUAUUUAGUUUUACUAGCUAAAAAUGUAGCCAGCAAACAAACGCAAGUCGUUGUGAAAUUACAACGCGAAUGAUGUACCAAAGCGUAAUUGUAAAACAUAUGUGCCCUAUUGGAGCAAGUGUUGGAAAGCGAGCUGCUGUCAUUGUCUAUCAAAUAAAAUAGAGAUGCGGUAUUCUACAAUUAAUUUAUCGACUUGAGUAAGCUAUAGAAAAAUUACUACCUUCAAGAGGACUUUCAACAAUAGAAAAUUAAAUUAAUAAUUACGUCCCCGAAACAUAUAUUGUUUUGCUCACAACAUGGUAUUAUUUUUGCCGAUAUGCGAAAACAACAGAACUAUAAUUAAUACAAUUUGUUUGUAAAGACUGAUUUCUUGUAUGUAGUUAAUUAAGAUAAAUAAUUGGAACGUAAUAAAUUUUAAUGUGAAAACAAAAAAGAUGUAAA
Molecule: messenger RNA, 532 nt
Organism: Drosophila mojavensis
Lineage: Eukaryota; Metazoa; Arthropoda; Insecta; Diptera; Drosophilidae
Exons: 2
Coding region: 1-99 (32 amino acids)
Source: RefSeq, a predicted model, not a curated record